This is a messenger RNA of Rhododendron vialii, 1720 nucleotides long. RefSeq names its product CRS2-associated factor 2, mitochondrial. Gene Ontology annotation, biological process: Group II intron splicing. Gene Ontology annotation, molecular function: RNA binding. The transcript has 6 exons. Lineage: Eukaryota; Viridiplantae; Streptophyta; Magnoliopsida; Ericales; Ericaceae. Bases 1 to 1254 code for a protein of 417 amino acids. The record is from RefSeq and is a predicted model, not a curated record.
AUGACCCUUAGACUGGACCAGAUCCUCUCCCCCUUUUUACCGAAGCAGGGGGGAUCCCGUACACGGUCUGACAGACUGAAGAGGCCGAUGCUAAAGCUCCUUCCAUGGCGUCGUUCACCUCAUCUAACCCUUACCCUAAUCCCAAACACCUCCUGCCCCAUAAUCCACCCACCAUUCGUCUACACCUCUCGUUUCCUAACAAAUUCCCACUCCCACUCCCUCUCCCUCUCCCUCUCCGACGACCUCCAUGACCCUCCAUUUUCACCCAUCUCCAAAACUCUAAUAACUCCCCAAACCAACUCCACCAACAAGAACAACAAAAAACAGAAGAUUACCCCCAACGGCUCCAAAAAAGCCCAGGUUUUCCCUUUAAAGUCCGAUUUGCCCUUCGACUUCAGAUACUCCUACUCCGAGGCCAACCCUUCGGUUGAGCCCAUCGCGUUUCGUGAACCGCCAAGGUUCUCUCCCUUCGGCCCUGGCCGGCUCGACCGGAAAUGGACCGGAACUUGUGCUCCGGCUGAGAAAGGUGUUGAUUUUGCGAAGGUAGUGGAAGAGCGGAAUGCGGUUCUUGGUGAACCGCUGGCGGAGGAGGAAGCCGAUGAGCUUGUGGAACGGUAUCGGCAUAGUGAUUGUUCUCGGCAGAUUAAUUUGGGAAAUGGGGGUGUUACGCACAACAUGAUCGAAGACAUCCACAACCACUGGAAGCGUGCUGAAGCAGUGAGGAUCAAGUGCUUAGGUGUGCCAACUCUGGACAUGGACAAUGUGUGUUUCCACCUUGAGGAUAAAUCUGGUGGGAAAGUUAUCUAUCGGCACAUAAAUAUUCUCCUAUUAUACCGGGGUCGAAACUAUGACCCCAAGAAGAGACCAGUCAUUCCUUUGAUGUUGUGGAAGCCAUAUGCACCAAUAUAUCCAAAGCUUGUCAAGAAUGUUGCUGAUGGUCUUUCGUUUGAAGAAACCAAGGAAAUGAGGAACAGAGGACUGAAUGCCCCUCCUUUGAUGAAACUUACUAGGAAUGGUGUUUAUGUGAAUGUAGUGGAGAGAAUGAGGGAAGCAUUUGAGACUGAAGAGGUUGUACGAUUAGACUGCGCCCAUGUGUUUACAAGUGACUGCAAGAAGAUGGGUGUAAAGUUAAGGACAAAGGAAGUUGAGUAUGCAUACUUGAGUUCCAGACAAAGGAGAAAAGAGAAAGGAAGGACUAACAUGUAUUAUGGGGCCUACCCUGGAUAUGGGAAUUAUGAACAGCCACAGCAGUGAUCUGUUGCCGCCCAUAGAGAAGCGGAGCGCUGUUGAUGGGUCCAUUUGAUUCAUGUUUGACCUAGUUAGCUGCAAGUCACCCAGUCAUAAUCAAUGUUGCUGUGAUUUAAUGGUGCUUGUUUGUGGAGUUAGCGCGCGCAGAGAAUUUCACUCAGCUUGCAUGUUACUAUCUCUCUCUUUUGUUGCCCGUGUUUCGUUUUUAUCUGUUUGGGAUUCUACUGGAGUGUGUUUCCAGUCUAUUACGAGUCUAUGACAAUAUUGAUGCACUUAUACUGUACUAGCGAUGAGCUACUAAAACUUAUGUAGAUUGUGGAUUUGGAUUAAUUAUUAUCCUCUCUCCUCUGAGUGUGUGGAUAUUUCUCCACCAUGAUAUAACUCACCGAGUCACCAACAAAGGUACUCACUCUGUAAACCCAAUUCUACAAAGCAUCUUAUACUUUCAGAACCAGGGUCAUUCUUUUGAACA